Asterias rubens (European starfish) is the source of this 3102-nucleotide messenger RNA. Its product is annotated as leucine-, glutamate- and lysine-rich protein 1-like. The coding region runs from base 1 to 2109 and encodes 702 amino acids. NCBI's taxonomy places the organism in Eukaryota, Metazoa, Echinodermata, Asteroidea, Forcipulatida, Asteriidae. The transcript is spliced from 14 exons. The record is from RefSeq and is a predicted model, not a curated record.
AUGACAUGCAUUUUCUUUCUUCUGAUAAAUGCAGAUAAUAAAUUGAAGAUGGAGGAAGACUCCAUCAUUGAGCGUCUUCCAUUAGAGCAUCCACUCCCUGAAGAGAUUCAGAAGCUGGACCGAGAUGAGACUGUCUGUCAAUUCUGUGGAGUCAGCUACCUUAUCCAUCGGGAGGUGAAGGCGUUAGAAGAUCAGCUGAAGAAAGUGCAGGAGGAAUUGAAACGUUAUGAGGGAAGUGAAGAAAGGGAGCGCAAACUACGAGAAGACUUGGAGAGAGCGACAAAGGACAGAGAUGCGGCACAGUUCACAGUCCAAGAAAGAAAUUCAUCGAUGGAACAAUUGAUGACGGAAAUUAAACAUAAAGACAUCGGGUUGAAGGAAGCAUCUGAGGCCAAACAGGAUCUUGAGGAUAGAUUAGACCAAAUGACCAGAGUGACUGAAGCACACAGGAAACAGCAAGUGUCAUUGAAAGGCAGGUUACCAACUCUCCAAUCAUCUGUGCAGCAGCAGAAGUCAGAAUUACAGAACAUUCAAAGCUUUGUGCAUCAAAUGGGCAAAGCGCUAAGGGAGUCUUCAGACAGGUUGAAGGUUACGGUUCAAACAGUUUGCUCACAAGAGUCUGAAGGGACAUCAAGAUUAAAAGAGACAUUAUCAACGCUUCAGCAGGAACAACUCUCAUGGCAAAAUGGAAAAGGGGAUAUGGAAGUCAGUUUGAGGAAUGCCAAAGCAGAGGUGGAGAGACUGUCCCAAGUUGAGGGAUUACUCAAACAGAAGGAGACUCAGUAUGGCCAACUCAGCUCGCAUGUGGAGAGAUUGCAAGCUGAAGUGGACACUUCUAACACCCAGAGGCGAACAUUGACGGCAGAAGCAGCUCAGUUUAAAGAGUUACUCAAGAGUAAAUGUCAUGAGAUUGAGGAGCUUGAGAUCCAGCAUCGUAAACGAGAACAGAUUACUGAGCAGCUUUCAUCCAAACUACAACAUGAACUCAAACAGAAGGGCAUGGAGCUACAGGUGGCGUUGUCGGAUUAUCGUAAGCUAGAGCAACAAAUCAAAGACAAGGAGAGAGGGGAAGAAGAGGUACAGAGGCAAGCCACGUUAUCCCUGGAUGAGAAAGAACAGAUACGAGGGGCCUUGAUGCGGGCCCAGGAGGAAUGCAACGCACUCAAAUCAGAACGGGAUCUGAUGAUUUCAUCUCAUCAGAAUCGUAUUGAACAACUCAGAGAGAGCUUCAAGCAGAAACUCAUUGAUGCUGAGAAAUGGCCGUCAAAGAUGGAUGAGACAUUACAGAAUGAGAGGACCAGACAUUCUCAACAGCUGCAAGAAUUGGAGGAGAAAAUGAAAGAAGCCUUCAGAAUUGAGUUGGAUAUUGAGAAACAAAAGCACCAGGAGUUAACAGAAAGAUACAAGAUGGAGUUUCAGGAGAAGGAGUCUAAGUUUAAAGGAGAGAUGCGAAGCCUGGCGACGAGAAACAAGUCAGAGCUCAGUCAAGUAGAGAAACAGAUGUCAUCCCUCAAGACACAGGCGUCAGCUGGUGAGGAGUCUCUAAAAAGGGAGGUGCAGGGGUUGAAGUCAGUCAUUGGAGAUCUGGAAAACAGGCUGGGUAAGGCAGGCACAGAGAAUGACGACUUAGUCAGGAAUUUGAGAGCUGAAUUGAGAGAAGCAGAGCAAGACCUGACUGCCACAAGGGAAGAGACAAAAGCAAUUGAAGACAAACUUACUCAGUCAAAAGAAGAGAUUCUCUUCCUGCAGGAAACUGUCCGCAGAGAAUGCGAGGAGCGCUUUGAACUCACAGAAACUCUCAGUGAGGCCAAAGAACAGCUCCUUGUAUACCAACGCCACGGUAGCCUUGGUAGUACAUCCCGUCCCACCUCUGCCACCAAAUCUCAGAAGCCAGAGACAAGCUUUGGGACUAAUCGUAAAACAAGCACAGGGUCCAUGCAAGGUGGUCAGAAUCAGAGAGCAGGAUCGCAGUCCCCUGGUUCCAAGGUCGCAUCGAGUAGUAUUAAUAUUGGUUUUGAUCCGAAUCAAGUGAGACCUCCAGGUCACCGAAGGGAAGGGAGUAUGUCGGAUAGCCGGAAGAGGAUCGCUGCUGCUAUUGGGAGGAGGUAGCUAAACAUCGUCUUGUCAGUACACAAUCAUUGCAUUAGUGCACAAACCUGAGAUCGGAACACAGUUUCAGCAGAUUCUCAUUUACAAUGCCACUUGGAGCAUUUAUAACUUGUAGUAGAGUCGACCCUGAGUGAGGCAAGAGAACAGCUCCUCGUCCACCAACACUACGAUAGCUUUGGUAGUACAUCCCAUCCCACUUCUGCCACCAAAUCUCAGAAGCCUGAGGAUUUGGGACUAAAACAUAAAGCGGUUACAAGAGAGAAGGGAGUGGGUCUGAUAUCAGGAAGAGGAUCACUGCUGCUGUUGGCAGAUUCUCAUUUCUAAUAAUACUUAGUAGUUCUGAUACAACAUUGUUAUCACGUAAACAGUGCUGGCAGCUGUAUAGAACCAGCACCAGCCUUUCUUUCAGUAUUGACCAACAUUUUAGCAACAUUGCACAUAACUGGGAUAUAGUUUAUGUAAGUGUUUUUAUUUAUUUUAUAUUUAUAUGAAAAUUGUGUAUUAGAACCAUGUGAAUAGACCCUUCCCAUGAAAUAUGCAAAUUGCAGAUGGCGCCUGCGCACAAUUACUAUUGGCUGUCAUAAUGAGGGAACUUCGCUCCUGUCUGUGGGGCUGAUGGUGGCAUGACGCAUGUUCACGUUUGUUCGUUUGCCUAAUGCACAACUCUAAGGGUUUGCCCGCCAAUAGUGUCUGUACGCAGGCGAGAAUGUAAUACAUUUAAUUAUAUUUUAUUGUGCGUUUGGUGUUGUGUUAUUACUAGAACAGCUGAUGGUUCAACUCAAGGUGCUCUGUUCAUAAAAUGACAAAUAGUGCAAAAAUUAUUUUAUUUUAUUUGUGAAUUUUGAUUAACUGAUGGUUCUGAAAGGAAAGUAGUUUCAUUAUGUACUAUAUCACAAACACUUGACAAUCAUCAUUCUUCCACAUAGCAAAGUUAAAGGCAGUGGACACUAUUGGUAAUUACUCAAAAUAAUUAUUAGCAUAAAACCUUACUUG